Messenger RNA from Leptopilina heterotoma, 1360 nucleotides. RefSeq names its product peroxynitrite isomerase THAP4-like. The transcript has 4 exons. The coding region runs from base 127 to 840 and encodes 237 amino acids. Gene Ontology annotation, molecular function: sequence-specific DNA binding. The record is from RefSeq and is a predicted model, not a curated record. NCBI's taxonomy places the organism in Eukaryota, Metazoa, Arthropoda, Insecta, Hymenoptera, Figitidae.
AUUCUUCCAUUUCAUCAUGUCCCUUCUUGGAGAGAAGUCGCUCCGUUUUGCAUCGUGUAAUUUUAAAAUGCCUUGAUAGUCACAAAUCAAUUUCUUUUUUUAAAUUUUACCAAAAAAAAAGAAAAAAUGGUUACAAGUGGAAGGUGCAUAGUAAAAAAUUGUAAAUAUGCUAAAACAAUAAAAAGGAAUCGAGCUCAACAACUAGGAUUGACUUUUCACCGCUUUCCGAAGAAUUCAAUAAGUCGGCAAAAAUGGGUGAAUGCGUUACAGUUGUGGUCAGAAAAUAUCACCGAAAGUCAUCGUCUUUGUUCUGAACACUUUUUGGAAGGGGAUUUUGAUAAAACAGUACCAUCUCUAGUGAGGCUGCGAAGAAAUGCGGUUCCAUUUUUAAAUCAUGAUUAUAUCGAAUGUGAAACAACGUCGCAAAUCGACAGUAAUUCAAGCAGCAGAGAAUCUCAGAAAUUAACUUCAUCAUCAGAAGUGUUGAACAACUCAGAAGCAAUUCUAACACUUGAAGAAGAGGAAACUUUGGAAAAAUCUCCCUCACUUCGUUUGGAUACGCUCAAAAAUGAAGAAUUUAAUUUCGAGGAAACGAUAAUUGAAGCAGAAACAACAGUAAACGAAAGGGACGAUUCGAAUGAGAGGAUUCUUUUGGAUUGCUCAACAUCAAUUUCAUCAAUUCCAGAGGAAGUAGUUGAGACUUCCGCCAGUCAAGAUUGCAGCAAAGGAGAAGAAAAUGAGAAAAAGGAAAUAAUAAUUCUAAAGCAGAACUUAGAAGAAGCUUACUUAAAAAUUGCAUCUCUAGAAGCAGAAUUAUUGAAAAUGAAACAACAAAACUAGAAAACUCAUCAAAUUAUUGAUAAUUUGGUAAUGUAAAACAUUUUCUUGGUUAGAUUCUUUCACAUAUUUUGAAAAUAUUAAGUCUUUGAUAACAAAGAAAAGUCUUUGUCAAAGAUGAAAAAUUUGCGAAAUUUUUAACAAUUUAUUCAUAAAACUAAAGUGAACGAGAUGAACUCCUACUGUUCUAAAUUAGUACUAAAAUUUUCACUUCAUUUGUCUCUAGAGAUUUAUUUAAUUUAUUCUUUUGAAUAAAACUCUUCUGAAUUAUUUUUUUAUUCAUAAAAGAUUGUAAAUAACUGUUUUAAGUGGUUUUAUAGUUCGUUUAAUUGAAAAACUAUAGGGUAUGUUGUUGCUCGAGACGAUUUAGUUAAUUUUACUAUUUUGUUAAUUUGUCUAUGACAAUGUGAUUUAAUUCUAGAUUUACUAUCGGUUUCAAAAUAAAUUCGAAAUCGUUUCCAGAAGUAAACAUAGACAAUUUUAUAUUCUUACUUUUUAAGUAAUGUUUCAUUAAUAAACACUA